Molecule: messenger RNA, 1606 nt
Organism: Ipomoea nil (Japanese morning glory)
Lineage: Eukaryota; Viridiplantae; Streptophyta; Magnoliopsida; Solanales; Convolvulaceae
Product: anthocyanidin 3-O-glucosyltransferase 5-like
Exons: 1
Coding region: 49-1503 (484 amino acids)
Molecular function (GO): UDP-glycosyltransferase activity
Source: RefSeq, a predicted model, not a curated record
AUAGUGCUCAUCUCUAUCAAUUGCCACACACGUCGUUUUACGUACUCCAUGAUCAUGGAUAGCGAUAAUCAGUCUAUGCUACACAUCGCCAUCCUUUCAAGCCCCGGCAUAGGUCACAUAAUCCCAUCUCUUGUGCUGGGCAAUCGCCUCGCCGGCGUUCACAAUGUCAAAGUCACCGUCUUCGUUAUCACCACCGCCCAUUCACCGACUGAAAGGCAACUGCUCGAGUCCUCUGACUUGACAAGCCGCCUUGACAUCGUCGGAAUACCGCCGGUUGACAUCUCCGCCUUGCUCGACGCCAACACCAAGCCGCUCGUCCAACUUUGCCUGCUUGUACGCGCAGCUUUGCCGGGUGUACGCUCCGCCUUAAUGAAGCAAUGUCGCCGCCUCGACGCCCUCGUCGUCGACUUUUUCUGCACGGAGGCUCUGCCCAUGGCGGAUGAGCUUAACUUGCCAAAGUUUGUUUAUGUUCCGACCAAUGCGCGGUUCACGGCCUUGGCGGUUUACUGUCCGGUUCUGGACAGGGAAAUCGUGGGUCAGUACGUUGAACAAGAAAAGGGAUUGGAAAUCCCGGGUUGUAAGCCGGUCCGACCGGAAGACGUGGUUGACCCGAUGUUGGACCGGAAUGAUGAGCAGUACCGUGAGUACCUAAGGCUAUGUGUAGGGUUCGGCAUGGCAGAUGGGAUCUUGAUGAAUACUUGGGAAGAUGUCGACCCGGUCUCACUCAAAGCUCUUAAGGAGAAUGAAACCCUAAGCAAAGUUGUGGGAAAACCGAUUUAUGCCAUCGGUCCGCUGACAAGAAACAUUGAAGAAAGAGAUGGUGAUGAUGAUGGGAUGAUAAUGCAAUGGUUAGACAAGCAACCUCGGGAGUCCGUCUUGUACGUGUCGUUCGGAAGCGGUGGGACGUUAUCUGCCGAGCAGAUAACCGAGUUAGCUUGGGGACUAGAACUGAGCGAGCAAAGAUUCAUCUGGGUGGUCCGACCACCAUCGAUGCGCAGCUCAGACGAAGCAUUUUUCACUACGGGACAAGGAGCCGACGGCACGCCAAAUUACUUGCCAGAGGGGUUUAACACUCGAACCCAAAACCAAGGGUUGGUGGUGCCCGUGUGGGCCGAACAGACACUGAUUCUAAGACAUCCAUCAACCGGAGGGUUCUUAAGUCAUUGCGGGUGGAACUCGACCCUCGAGAGUAUCAAAAACGGGGUGCCAAUCAUCGCGUGGCCCUUGUACGCGGAGCAAAGGCAAAAUGCCACCUUGCUCACGGAGGAGCUAGGGGUUGCAAUUCGGCCUAAGAAGUUGCCAACAAAGGGAAUAGUCUCAAGGGAAGAGGUCAAGACAUUGGUGAAAACAAUGUUGCAGUCCAAGAAAGGAAAGGAGAUGAGGGAAAGGGUAGUGAAGCUAAAGAUGAGUUCAGAGAAGGCUAUAAGCAUUGGAGGCUCAUCCUACAAUUCCAUGUGUGAGGUUCUGAAUGCGAUAGAGAAGAGGAGAGAUUUGAAACUUUGAACACGAGUUUAAUAUAAGUAUAUUGCUGAAUGCAGAUCGUUAAUUAUGUAUUGGAAUAUCUAUAAUUGCAUGUCAUCAAUAAAUUCCUCGUGCUUUUUUUUUU